Molecule: messenger RNA, 644 nt
Organism: Pocillopora verrucosa
Lineage: Eukaryota; Metazoa; Cnidaria; Anthozoa; Scleractinia; Pocilloporidae
Product: translocator protein-like
Cellular component (GO): mitochondrial outer membrane
Source: RefSeq, a predicted model, not a curated record
CAUCACUACGUAGUUGCAAAACAAUUUCAGGAGCAUAUAAGGUAACUGAUAAUUAUGCCACAGCCUUGGGUUAUCAUUGGUGGGUCAGUCUUGCUACCUAAUGUUGGUGGUAUGCUUGGGGGAUUCAUCACCAGAUCUCAGGUUAAGGACUGGUUUGACAAAGACUUAAAGAAACCCUCAUGGAGACCCCCAAACUGGCUCUUUGGGCCAAUGUGGACCAGCCUAUACUCUGGAAUGGGUUAUGCAUCAUAUCUUGUAUGGCGAGAUGGUGGAGGAUUUGAUGGUGAAGCGAAAACUGCACUGGCCCUGUAUGGGACAAACCUGGCUUUGAACUGGUUGUGGACUCCAAUUUUCUUUGGCUCUCACAAGUUGGGGCUGGCUUUUGGUGAGAUUUGUCUUCUGUGGCUGAAUAUUGCUGGUUGUGUUUACACAUUCUACCCAAUCAACAAACUUGCAGCAGGACUCAUGCUGCCUUAUCUUGGUUGGGUUACACUGGCUACAGCUCUUAACUAUUGCAUCUGGCAAAUGAACAAGCCAGCCAUAAAAGAAGAGUGAAGCCUUCAAGAACUACUGGAUCAGUUGUCUUAGUUAUGCAGAAAUCACCAACAGUAAUCCUCAGGGAUAUAAAUCAUAAUUAGGUUAGA